Molecule: messenger RNA, 1830 nt
Organism: Penicillium longicatenatum
Lineage: Eukaryota; Fungi; Ascomycota; Eurotiomycetes; Eurotiales; Aspergillaceae
Exons: 6
Coding region: 1-1830 (609 amino acids)
Molecular function (GO): FAD binding
Source: RefSeq, a predicted model, not a curated record
AUGGCUAUCAUCAAAUUAGCCAAUGGGCAAGGUACCCACUACAAACCAGCGUCGGUCACAUCAACAGAUGUUUUGAUCAUUGGAACUGGACCAGCUGGAGCCUCGCUAGCCUGCUUUUUGGCAUCAUAUGGUAUCCGUGGUAUAAUGGUCAGCGCAUCUCCAACAAAUGCCGAUACCCCAAGAGCGCACAUCACAAAUAUGGCCGCCAUGGAGUGCCUCCGAGAUAUUGGUCUCGAUGUCGAAUGCAACCGACUUGCAACCAAUGGCAUGAACAUGAUGCACACAAGGUGGGCAUACAGCAUGGCUGGGGAGGAAUAUGCACGGAUCCACUCCUGGGGCCAUGACCCCAAACGCAAGGGUGACUAUGAAACAGCCAGUCCAUGUGAUGCCGUCGAUCUCCCCCAAACCCUCCUCGAGCCCAUCCUAGUCCGAUACGCCACAUUGAACGGCUUCAGCUGCCGCUUCGAUACAACAUUCGUUGGCUUCGAGCAAGACGAUGAAGGCACCACGUCCAUUCUCCGCGAUAAUAUCUCUGGAUCGAAAUACCACAUCCGCUCAAAGUACCUCUUUGGUGCAGACGGGGCGCGGAGUGAAGUCUUUCGCCAGCUCGGGCUUCCACUAGAUGUACGCCCAGAUCAGGGCCUUGCAUAUAAUGUUCACCUGAAGGCGGACCUGUCAAGUUACAUGCAAUACCGUACUGGAAACCUCCAUUGGCUGUUACAACCUGACAAGGAACAUCCCUUGUUCGGAUGGGCGUGUAUCGCGCGGAUGGUGAAGCCUUGGGACGAGUGGCUCUUUAUUGUGCUUCCGGAACGAGGAAAGGAGCUUGACUUUGAGCCUACUAAUAAGCAAUGGCUUGGGCGAAUGAAAGAAUUCAUUGGCGAUGAUUCAAUUGAUACGGAAAUUUUGGGUGUGUCAAAAUGGCGUAUCAAUGAUGUUGUUGCGGAGGAGUUCUCCAGUGGCCGAGUCUUCUGUCUUGGCGAUGCAGUGCACCGACACCCUCCGUCAAAUGGUCUGGGAUCCAACACGUGCAUCCAGGAUGCAUAUAACCUAGCAUGGAAAGUUGCCUACGUGCUAAAAGGCCAAGCAUCACCGUCCAUUCUCGAGACAUACACGGCCGAGCGUCAACCAGUUGGGCGAGGAGUUGUUACAAGAGCAAACUCCUCAUUCCGCCAUCACGGACCCGUUUGGGACGCGCUCGGUGUCGUAUUACCAACUCCAGAAUUGCGACUCAAAGCUUUGAACGAGUUAAAAGAUCCCACAUUGAAAGGGCGCGCCCGUCGAGCCGCUCUCCAAGCCGCUAUAGAGGAGACGGAGCACGAAUACCAUGCACUUGGAACGGAGAUGGGCCAGUUCUACCAAAGCACCGCGAUUUAUACUGCGGAUGAAGCUGCCUCAUUCUAUUCUCCAGAGGUGGUUGCUCAGGACCUCGAUCUUACCUUGAUCCGAGGCACAUACCCUGGAUGCCGUCUACCUCAUGUCUGGCUCAACAAUGCCGUUCCUGUCAAACGCAUUUCUACCGUUGAUUUGGCCGGAGGUGGCUCCUAUGCACUCCUCACUGGCAUUGGUGGUGAGGCCUGGAAGCUAGCAGCUUCAAAAAUCGGAAACGAGCUUGGUGUUACCAUCAAGGCCUAUUCAAUUGGUUUCCGGCAAGACUUUGAAGAUGUUUAUUUCGAUUGGGCGCGCGUUCGCGGCGUGGAUGAGAAUGGUUGUUUGCUUGUUCGCCCUGACAGACACGUCUCCUGGAGGUGUAAUUCAGUGCUUGGUGACGAGGCACAAUGUGCGACCAAAUUGCGGCAUGUUAUGCUGAGUAUUCUUGGUCGGGCCUAG